CUCCUAUGAUCAAAAUUUGAUUUUACGCAGCUUUUCCCAUACUAUCUGCAGAUUUUCCGGAAUCGGUUCCAGAGUGGCCAAAGUGUCAAUUAGUUAGCCACUACCUCACGAUGAUUGGAGCGAUUGUGUCGAUACCGUUUAUUCUCACACCGGCGUUGUGUAUGGAAGAUGAGGACCCAUCUCGUGGAAUCAUCAUUUCUACAAUGAUAUUUGUGACCGGAAUCGUAACGUACAUACAAGCCACCUGGGGAUGCCGUCUGCCUAUUGUCCAAGGAGGGACCAUUUCCUUUCUGGUGCCAACACUAGCCAUCCUAAAUUUACCCCAGUGGAAGUGUCCGGCAGAAUCCGUAAUGGCAACUCUGGACGCGGAGGCUAAAACGGAGUUGUGGCAGGUGCGAAUGCGCGAGUUAUCAGGAGCGAUUGCCGUGUCUGCCUUGUUUCAAGUGUUCAUCGGAUACAGUGGUUUAGUAGGGAAGCUGCUUAAGGUUAUCAUCCCGCUUACUAUUGUUCCAACUGUUUCGCUAGUCGGACUGACAUUGUUUUCCCAUGCCAGCGAGACCGCUUCAAAGCACUGGGGAAUCGCUGUCGGAACCAUUGUUCUCAUGACUUUAUUUUCACAAGCAAUGACCGGUGUAACUGUACCAACUCUGAAAUACCGAAAAGGUCACGGUUUGCAGAUUGGAUGGUUUCCUCUAUUCAAGCUGUUCCCAGUCUUGUUGACCAUACUGAUUAUGUGGUCUCUGUGCGGCGUACUGACGGCUACCAAUGUUUUCCCCAGUGGCCAUCCAGCUCGGACGGACGUUCGGAUCCGAGUGCUUGAAGACGCAGCGUGGUUCCGUGUGCCGUACCCGGGACAGUUUGGAAUUCCAACGGUAACUCUAGCGGGUGUGCUGGGCAUGUUGGCAGGAGUUCUAGCAUGUACCGUAGAAUCCAUAAGCUACUACCCAACGGUAUCCCAGAUGUGUGGAGCGCCACCUCCUCCACUUCAUGCCAUCAAUCGGGGAAUAGGAACGGAAGGUCUUGGCACAGUCCUCGCCGGUCUUUGGGGAUCCGGUAACGGAACCAACACGUUCGGAGAAAACGUCGGAGCCAUUGGAGUUACAAAAGUGGGCAGCCGCCGGGUAAUUCAAUGGGCAGCAAUCAUAAUGAUCUUUCAGGGAGUUUUGAACAAGUUUGGCGCAGCAUUCAUAAUGAUUCCUGAUCCCGUAGUCGGUGGUAUAUUCUGCGUCAUGUUUGGAAUGAUAGCUGCCUUUGGCCUUUCUGCUCUACAGUACGUCGACCUUCGUUCCGCAAGAAAUUUGUACAUUCUAGGAUUAUCGAUAUUUUUCCCACUAGUGCUGUGCUUGUGGCUCAAAGAUCAUUCCACAUUUAUUCAGACUGGGAAUGAAACCGUCGACUCCACGCUGUCUGUUUUAUUAGGCACCAGUAUUCUUGUUGGGGGCGUUCUGGGUUGCAUACUAGACAACUUGAUUCCAGGAACCCCCGAGGAGAGAGGUUUGGUAGCCUGGAGUAAGGAAAUGGCACUUAAAGUAGACGGAGAACAAACGGAUGUCCCGAGCACUUUUGACUUUCCUUACGGAAUGUCUUUUCUUAAAAGGUGUAAAUGGACAAAAUAUGUACCCUUUCUACCCACAUACAAGAUGGAAUUAUAAAAAAAACGUCAUUUAUUCUCUAAAAAACGGUACUUAAAGUUUUAAUCGUUUAUCAGAAAUGUAAAAAAUCAUAUGGUGUACAUAAAAUCCCAAAUUUUAAUUGACACCCUGUUUAACUUUGUAAACAUAGUUUGUAAUACAAAAAAAUAUGCUUCCUUGUUUCUGUGUCUACAAAAGUUAUUAACAUAUAAAACAAACAAAUGUGUAUGUAAGGUGCCCAGAACAUCAGACUUUUUCUCAAAAGCUCGCUCCACAAUCUGAAUAUUGUUCCUUAAGUUAUUUUAGGACUCAACUAAUUUCGCUCAAAAUUGGCACAGAUGCUUAAAAUAACCCAAUAAACCGUUUUCCGCUUGUGGAGCAGGGGGUCAUUUUUUCUGGGCCGUAAGAGCCACCGUGACCUCCGACACUAAUUUAAAUUUUUAUCCAAAUUGAAACAAAAUUUCAUUUAUUUUUAAGUUAUAGCACUUGAAGGACAUGUAGAUGAGCAAUCUCAAGUAUUUUUGAAAUUGUUUUUUCGUAAAUAGGUCGAGUACCGUUGCAAAAAAAUGCUUUGUUUACCAAUGGUUGUUUAUCAAUGGUUUCCAUGCGCCGGAAAUUUGUAGCAGGUGUAGCGACACUUCGCGUAGACGCCCCUGCUUACAUUUCGUCAUUAAGGAUAGGCAAUCAAACGUCAUAAUUACCCCCCACUAGAGGGCGCUGAAACUUGGGGUGAUGUUUUCAUUAUAACCUACAGCGAGUAAGUUGGUUUGAAAUUUGAAAUUGUUUUAUUUCAUCAUAAAAUUGACAUUAAUAGCAAAUUAUACCAUUUUCAGGUAAGAAAUAAAUAGCUUAAUUGAUAUAAACGAAAAUAUUUUUGUGAUGGCCGAUUUAACCUGUUCAUUAUCUGAUUCAAAAUAAGGGAAUGUUUUAAUCAACCAAAACCUAACUAAUCAAUUGAGAAUGUAGAUUAUUCAAGUGGACACUUCUACCAUAAAAGCAAAGAUCUGCUUGAAAAAUGAUAAUUGGAUUGAUUUUCAAAAUUAGCAAUCUAACCUCAUUCUCGCGUUUUCAAUCCGGAUCUCAGAAUUUUCAAUAAAAAGGCAACUUAGCAAAAAAAUCUAAAAGUCAGUCGAUAGAACUUUUUAUUUCUUACCUCCUGUUAACUUUAUUUUAUUCCAAAAGAUCAAUUUUCUUUUAAAAAACCUUAAAAUAGUGAACGGCCCGAGCGGUUUAGGCUUUCAGGAUUUUUGUGAUAUUUACUUGUAGAGUCAAAACAGAUCAGUAAACUUCACUUAUUUGUGUAUUACACUUUUUAAAGAUUACAUUUUUGCGGUAACACUCUCAACUUUUACGCGCACGAUCACGUCACUCAACUUUUUGUUGCUAAUUUCACUAAGACUUUCGUCGAGCCAAUUCUCUACGUUGAAGCCAGACUUGUCCUCCAGACCUCUUCGCCGAGCCAUGCCAGACCCGAACUCCUAAGUCCCGGCGGCUCUUCACAGCGGCUAAGUCCCGGCGGACUCUUCACAGCGGCUAAGUCCCGGCGGACUCUUCACGGCGGCUAAGUCCCGGCGGACUGCGGCCUCCACCGCUAAGUCCGGCUGGACUGGGGCCUCUGCUACUGGUGGCUGCUGGCGGGUCUGGCUGGUCUGGGGCGUCUUCUGGAACUGGAACUGGACUGGAACAAGAACUGGAACUAACUGCAACUAACUGCCCUCCUCAAGAAUUUUGGGGUUUUUAUAGUCAGUCCCCGAAAACUCUACUAAAUUUUGUUCUACUAAAAGUGGUCCGUUUCGAUGAGAAGCAUCGAUGAACCUCAUGAAUUAAAUUAUGCAGACCUCUGCAAUUCUUCAUGACUUUCCGUAUGGUGUAGUGAGUACACCUCAAAUUAGGAAGUCAUGGGUUCGAACCAUUGUCGUGAAACUUUAAAUUAUGUUAUUGGAAUAUCAAAAUUAUGUUCCUCAAACAUUCUCAAAAAUGUUGGUCAAUAAUGAGAAGGUCGAAUUCUCCAUUGAACAAACAUGCCAAUGAAUUUGGUUAAGCCACACCCUCAAUUUCCCCUGUGAAAUAACAUCGCACAUUCAUAAUUGAAAGCUUAACCCUCUACUGCCCAAAUUUUUUUUUCGAAAAUAUUUAUUUUUCCCGUGUUCAGGAGGUCAUUUUGAGCAACUUUUGUUCUACGAAAAACUUUACUUCUCUUGUUUUAUGUUUUUCUUGUUUCAUUUUUAGUAUUUUAAUUUGCAUUUAUCUUGUUUAGUUUAUGUUUGUUUUUGGUAGUAUUUGGCCUACUCUACCAUCUAAUAUAAUUACAUUUCGCCUAUCUAAUUUUUUCAUGUUUUUACAGUCACUUUUUCAAUUUUUUGCAUGUUUUUCACAUUUUCUGCCAUAGAAUCGCACCAUCAUCAUUUAAAUUGCAAAAAAAUGCGUAGAGGCAUAGUCUGGGACACUACAAAAAUUACUGCAUACUUCUUUUUACUGAAAAUAUAGGAAAUGUUAGUAAAAAACACAGCCAAAGUUGACCCCUAAAAAAAUGACAUUUUUAAAAACAUUGGCAAAGUCACAUAAAACAAGUUAAACUUCCAACCCUGAAAUUUUCUAAAAUUUUAAGAGUUCUUCUUUCCAAUGCUUUUUAAAUAUCAAAAAUCGGUUGGAAAAUUGAUUUUUGGCGAUUUUUUAGAUCGAAGCCCGUCUAAAGGCGGGGUUAGGUUGUAGAGGGUUAACCAUUUUUUUGA
Culex pipiens pallens (northern house mosquito) is the source of this 4363-nucleotide messenger RNA. Its product is annotated as solute carrier family 23 member 2-like. Gene Ontology annotation, molecular function: transmembrane transporter activity. Gene Ontology annotation, biological process: transmembrane transport. Bases 111 to 1652 code for a protein of 513 amino acids. The record is from RefSeq and is a predicted model, not a curated record. NCBI's taxonomy places the organism in Eukaryota, Metazoa, Arthropoda, Insecta, Diptera, Culicidae. Gene Ontology annotation, cellular component: membrane. The transcript is spliced from 3 exons.